This is a messenger RNA of Chrysoperla carnea, 1208 nucleotides long. RefSeq lists its product as uncharacterized. The coding region runs from base 90 to 1157 and encodes 355 amino acids. The transcript has 2 exons. NCBI's taxonomy places the organism in Eukaryota, Metazoa, Arthropoda, Insecta, Neuroptera, Chrysopidae. The record is from RefSeq and is a predicted model, not a curated record.
UGUUUGGAGAGAUUUUUUAAAAAUCUUUGUACAUUAUUUGCGAGUUUCAAGUAUAAUAGCCGGGGGAUUUAUUUCUUUUACAAUACGAAAUGGAAUUUGAAAAAAAUUCAACAAAAAUUUUGAACUUACAAUCGUGCGGUACAAAUACAAAUACCAAUUUCAUGUGCAAUAACUGUGUUCGAAAAAAUGAUUCCAAUUAUUUUAUGCCUCCACCAUUUCCAUAUUUUCAAUAUCCUCCAACGAAUUUUUGGGAAAAAAUGUAUCAAAAUGAAGAAGUAUCAGCACAAUGUAAUUGUCAAAAUUCAAAAUCAGAAUAUUCAGGCUCAUUUUUUUCACCAUUCCCAAUUUACUUGCCAGUUUUUUAUAAUCCUGCUGCUCAUAUGUUUACAAAUAAUAACUGUAAACAAUGUUCUUCCAAUGCUAAUUGUUCACAAAGUACACAAACCGAUCAAUGCGUUUCAAUUCAAAAUAAUGAAACAGUUUAUGAAAACAAUACGAAGCCAAAAUUAAAUUAUGAAAGUACUAAAAAAGUAUUUUCUAGAAAAUCUUCAUUUGAAGAUAAUACAGUUGGUAAAAGUAGCCAUCAACUGCAAGAUAGAGGUGACAAAGGAGCCGGUGAUAAUGAAAACGAUAUUGAUGGAUCUGAAUAUAAUUCUAUCAAAAAUACUACAAAAGAUAAAUUCAUUCGGAUUUGUGAAGAUAAAAACUCUUAUUAUGAAAAAGAAAAAAGUUCCAGUGAGGAUGAUGAUGAUUCAUGCAAUGAUAAUAAUGAUAGUGAAAACCGACUUGAAAAUUCAACACAAAAAGAAAAGGUUAAAAUUUGUAGAAAUGAUACACCAAAAUUUUGUCCACCAGCACAAAACGAAACGGCAGCUUUGUGCAUGUUAAGUUUACUUACACGACACAAAACAGCAAUGGAUAUGGCACCACCUUCAUUAUUUCAACAACCUCAAACAUUUCCACAAUUUAAAUCUGAUUGUCUUUCUCGAGACAUGAAGAGGUCAGAGUUAAAAGACAGCCCAAGUGAUAAUUAUUUAAUGUCACCUGCUCGUAACAAUAGUAUACAUAAAGUACCGAAUGCAUUGCAACAAAAUGAUCACCUAAAAUCAGGUUCACCUCGUGCUCCAGUUAAAUUACGAACAAAUCAUAAUAUUUAACCAUUUGCAAUUAAGCAAGUUUUUAUUAUCUUCUAGCCACCAAGUGGUAAC